CGAACUCUUUUUUAAUUAUAUUACAGCGUUCACAGGUCUCAUAAGAACUUUAUUUUCAUUCAUUUAACGUUAUGUUCAUGAUUACUGACUUUUGGCUCCAUUCUAAUUGCAACAAUAUUACUCUUGUAAACAAAUGAUCUUGUAGCAGUUCAAUGAAGUUCAAUGAAGCGUACGCCAUUUUGUUUAUAUAAAUUUGCCACAAUUUUCCGUAAUAUUAUUUUUUCUCGUAAUAUGACGAUUUCCCCAAAUUAUUUCUCAUAUUUGUUUUACUUUCUUACAUUCUCUCACUAUUUUCGUCUAAUAUCUUCCCCUUCAGUGGAUGUGGCCCUGUGUGGAGUAGUUCAGUGCCGAGGCAGGGCUGCUGGGAACUUUGCAGCACUGAGGGAGUCGCUGUGUGAUUUGGUGAGAGAGGGGGGAGAGAACGGGAGGGAGAGGAGAAGGAGAGAAAGGGAGAGAGAGGGAGGUAUAACGUUACCAAACGACGGGGAUUCAUAAAAGAAAAAGAAAAAGGAAGAACAGCGAGCGAACCGAAACACCACCUGGAGACAGACAGACAGUCAGGUACACAGUCACUGAUUAUCGUUGUUAGCCUCAUCCAUCGUCUCCGUGGAGACACAUGUGAGGACAUUCACCAGCCUCGGGGACAGAGGGCGCGCACACCCGCGUCCCUCCUGAGGACUGGAGCCGUUGAAGCUCAGGGCAACAACAAUGGGCUGCGUUCUUUCGUCCACAGGGAGCGCACUUCUGGAGCCGCGCUCCGCCGUUCUCACACAUGAACACACCGCGGCUUUCUGUGAACCAGUCGACGGUCGCCGGUUUACUUGUUGAGCCGCCUUCGUGCCUGUUUGGAGCCCGUGUCUUGUCGGUUUUUAGCGGGAGUCCACGAUGCCAGUUAGAAACAGGUACAACCUGGUGGACGAUGUGGCGGACUCCAGGCUGCCGCUGCACAACGAGGAGGCUUAUCAACACGGGAUUUGCUUUCAAGCCAAGUACGUGGGGAGUCUGGAUGUGCCGAGGCCCAACAGCCGGAUGGAGAUUGUGGCGUCCAUGAGGAGAAUAAGGUAUGAAUUCAAGGCGAAGAACAUUAAAAAGAAGAAGGUCAGCAUCGUGGUGUCUGUGGAUGGAGUUAAGGUGAUGCUGAGGAAGAAACAGAAGAGGAAAGAAUGGACCUGGGAUGAGAGUAAGAUGCUGAUCAUGCAAGAUCCUAUAUACAGAAUUUUCUACGUGUCCCAUGACUCCCAGGACCUGAAGAUCUUCAGCUACAUCGCCAGAGACGGCUCCAGUAACUCCUUCAGAUGUAACGUGUUUAAAUCAAAGAAGAAGAUGCAGGCCAUGCGUAUAGUGCGGACAGUGGGCCAGGCCUUCGAGGUGUGCCACAAAAUCAGCCUGCAGUACGUAGAGCAGGAGGCAGAGGCUCAGGCCGACGGAGGCAGCGACGACACCACCGAUGAGCCCAGCAGUAAUGGUGGUCAACUGUCAGGACCAGAAUGUGGAGAAAAAGAAGAGACAGACAAACACAGAGAACAAGGUUCUCCAGCUGCAACUUCACUGUGUGAAAAGGCAGUGGCCGACAUCCUGCAGGGUCUGGCCGAACUGAACGUGGUCAAACCUGGACAGACCAUCACAGACUUGGAGCAGAGGUCGGUCUUCACCCCGACGUCCCAGGGCAGCUCUCCAUCUCUGACCCCACUGGCCUCUCAGCACUACGUACAGCUUCUUCAGCAGCAGCUGCAGCAGCAGCAGCAGCACACACAGGUGGCAGUGGCUCAGGUGCAGCUGCUGAAGGAUCAGAUGGCAGCAGAGUCCGCUGCCCGGAUGGAAGCCGAAGCCCGGGUCCACCAGCUGCUGCUGCAGAACAGGGACCUGCUGCAGCACCUUGCCCUGCUGGUGCAGCAGCUCAAGGAGCUGGAGGCUCAUUUCCAGAAAUCCUCAUCACCAGAGUGGCCUCAGCAGGAGCCUGAAGCGAAUGGGAACGAUUGCCCUCCUUCUUCUAACUCAACACUGGCGAAGUCUUUGUCUCUGAAUUUGAAGAACCACUACAGACAGACACUGGACCAGCUCAUCAUCUCAACACCCUCGUGGCCACGCCCAGCUGCCCCGCUCUCCUCCAAUCAGGUGGACUGUGCUGAGUCCUACCUGAACCUCCUCAACCUGGAGAACAGCAACAACGCAGCGUCGACACUGAAUGGAGAUCCGUUCAUCCGAGCGAAUGGGAUGGCGGACGGAGGAGGAAAGAGGAACUCCAGCGAUGAGAGCGUCUCCUUCAGAUCGAGGAGCUCCGUCAACAUGGACGACAGGUGUAAAACCACAAUCCCAAAAAUUGACCCCCCUCCUCCCUCCCUGAACCGUAAGCGUGCCAGCAGGACCCUGUCCCCGGGGUGUGAAGUCACUGCCACUAAUGAAGCGGCCCCCAGCCGCAGCAGCAGCCUCUCGUUCCCGGACGUCCCCCCCGGCUCACUGUCAUCCACUGAUUUCCACUCUCUCAGCAACGGCGAGAGCAGCUCCUGCUCCACAAGUGAUGACUCGGGGGUCCGCUCGGACACCAAGUCCCUGAUGUCGCCCAUGUACGACGAUGACGACCUCUUCGGGGACCGUGGGACAUUUCCAACCGCCUCCAGCACGUGUGAGAGCCCCCUAGAGGAGGAGAAUGAAGCAUUUCGUUCUUCGUUGGACUCCUAUCCUGCAGAAUCCAGCACCGUCGCCCCGCCCUUCUCCUCUGCCGGGAACGACACCUGCCUACACAUCAGUUUUUCUGAAGAUGAGCUGCUGGAGAGCGCCCAGGACGACCCGCACGUCCCCCAGCGGAGUUAGGACGACAGCCUGACAUUUCCCUGAAACGUUUCACUCUGUUCCCUAACCUGAGCUUUUUAAUACAGGACGUACUGCCAGUCCCCUGUCCGCUGGGCUCCACUGCAAGACUUCAAGAUUCCUCUGUCCACUUGUGACACAGUGCAGACGCAGCAUUAAUGAAUAUUAAAAUAAAUGUAUAAAUUAAUUCAGCCCGUGGGGCAGACGUUGUAUUUUUAUACUGAACUGAUAAAAAAAAUUCUAAUGUAGUGACUAGAAUGUUCAAAUGUAGCAAUUCUUGCACCGUUAGUCCCACAUGUACCAUAGAGUAACCCAGGAACGCGUUUUAUUUUUGUUAGCAGUCGUCAUUUAAUCGUUGUUUUUGUAAACAACAUUGCUCUGGUAGUGGCGCUUUGGCCCAGAGGCAAUGUCUCUGUCUUUGGUGUGGAACCCCAGGGUUCACCUC
Cynoglossus semilaevis (tongue sole) is the source of this 3253-nucleotide messenger RNA. RefSeq names its product carboxyl-terminal PDZ ligand of neuronal nitric oxide synthase protein. Gene Ontology annotation, molecular function: nitric-oxide synthase binding. Lineage: Eukaryota; Metazoa; Chordata; Actinopteri; Pleuronectiformes; Cynoglossidae. The record is from RefSeq and is a predicted model, not a curated record. The transcript has 11 exons. Bases 886 to 2811 code for a protein of 641 amino acids.